AUGAUGCGAAGGCUAGUGAUCUCCUGUAUUCGUCGCUCUAGAUCCUCCUUGCAUCUAUCUACAACACCAACAGAAACCUCCGCACUUCACUCUAUCCAAAUCGGUAAAAUCUCCUCCCAAUUCAUCUUCUCGAAGCAUUCAUUCUGUUCCGCGACUUCUCCAAACCCAGAAAUCGAAAUUAGCGGUAGAGAUAAGCUUUCCGAAGAUCAAUCACUCGUUAAUUUCAAUGGAAAUGAUAAUAUCAGAACACAGGGCUCGAAUCACGCCGUUGGAGUCCUCCACGAGAUCAUAACAUCGAAUCCGAACGCGUACGACGACAUGGAGAAAGCCCUAGACGAAUCCGGCGUCGAUUUAACAACUCCGGUGGUUUGCAAGAUCUUACAACGCCUCCAAUUCGAGGAAAAAACAGCGUUCCGAUUCUUCACCUGGGCUUCACACCAAGAACAACACUACUCACACGAGUCCUCCACUUACAACGAGAUGAUCGAUAUAUUGUCAAGCACCAAAUACAAGGUUAAACAGUUUAGGAUUGUGAUCGACAUGCUCGAUUACAUGAAGAGGAACCACAAAUCCUCCGUCCCCACCGAUGUGAUGAUAGAGAUUCUCAGAAAGUACUGCGAGAGGUACUUGACGCAUGUGCAGAAAUUCGCUAAAAGGAAACGGAUUAGAGUGAAGACUCAGCCUGAGAUCAACGCUCUCAACAUGCUUCUCGACGCAAUGUGUAAGUGUGGUUUGGUGAAAGACGCUGAAGCUUUGGUGAAGAAGAUGAGGCACAAAGUUAAACCUGAUGAGAAUACGUACAAUGUGUUGUUCUUUGGGUGUUGUAGAGUCAGAGACCCUAAAAAGGCGAUGAAUUUGCUUGAGGAGAUGAUUCAAGCUGGUCACAAGCCGGAAAAUUUCACUUACUGUGCUGCGAUCGAUGCGUUUUGCCAAGCGGGGAUGGUGGAUGAAGCGGCUGAGCUGUUUGAGUUCAUGGUGACGAGAGGCUCUGCGGUUUCAGCUCCAACGGCGAAGACUUUCGCUUUGAUGAUUGUGGCGCUUGCGAAGAAUGAUAGAGAGGAAGAGUGUUUUGAGCUCGUUGGUCGUAUGAUGAGUACUGGUUGUCUUCCUGAUGUGUCAACGUAUAAGGAAGUGGUUGAAGGUAUGUGUGUGGCUGGGAAAGUUGAGGAAGCGUAUAGGUUCUUGGAUGAGAUGAGUGAUAAAGGUUAUCCUCCUGAUAUAGUGACUUACAAUUGCUUUCUUAGAGUGCUCUGUGAGAACAAGAAGAGCGAUGAAGCGGUUAAGCUUUAUGGGAGGAUGGUGGAGACGCGUUGUGUUCCUAGUGUGCAGACGUAUAACAUGUUGAUAUCUAUGUUUUUCGAGAUGGGGGAUUAUGAUGGAGCGUUUAGUAUGUGGAGAGAGAUGGAUGGGAGAGGUUGUGGUCAGGAUGUUGAGACGUAUUGUGUUAUGAUUAAUGGGCUUUUUGAUUGUCAUAGAGGUGAAGAGGCGUGUUUUCUUCUGGAGGAGGUUGUGAGGAAAGGGAUGAAGCUGCCGUAUAGGGCGUUUGAUGAUUUUUUGGUGCGUUUGUCGGAGGUUGGUGAUAUUAAGGCGAUUCAUAAGGUUUCUGAGCAUAUGAAGAAGUUUUAUAAUCAUAGUAUGGCGAGGCGGUUUGCACUUAAUGAGAAGCGAAAGAGUACAAGCCUCAGAGGAAAGUAG
Molecule: messenger RNA, 1695 nt
Organism: Microthlaspi erraticum
Lineage: Eukaryota; Viridiplantae; Streptophyta; Magnoliopsida; Brassicales; Brassicaceae
Source: the annotation of a GenBank genome assembly